Molecule: messenger RNA, 2669 nt
Organism: Helianthus annuus (common sunflower)
Lineage: Eukaryota; Viridiplantae; Streptophyta; Magnoliopsida; Asterales; Asteraceae
Product: probable methyltransferase PMT26
Exons: 9
Coding region: 204-2456 (750 amino acids)
Cellular component (GO): endosome; cytoplasm; trans-Golgi network
Molecular function (GO): methyltransferase activity
Source: RefSeq, a predicted model, not a curated record
GUCCAUUCUCAUAUGUUAAUUAUUAAAAAAAUACAUAAAUACCCUGAAUCUCACUUCUCACACACACGUUCCAAUCUCAUCUCAUCUCAUCUACUGAAGCCGAUUGUACUACACUAUCUUAGCAAUGAACAGCCUCCAGAUCCGCCGUUAGCUUCCGAUCACGGUUUCAGACAUAUAAUACUACAUACUUCAAAUCAACACAAAUGGCAGUGCCAAAACACUCCAAGUCCGAUGGAAGAAAAUCAACAAACACUUGCUGUUCUACGGUUACACUGGUGGCUUUCGUAGCCCUGUGUUUGGUAGGCGUAUGGAUGAUGACAUCAUCCUCUGUUGUCCCUCUUCAAAAUCUAGACACUACACAGAAGAACGAUAUAAUUACCAAGAGUUACGAUACCGAAGAUAGCUCUGGCGAGAACACUGUAAACACUGCAACGCUCGAUGACAGCAAACCCAAACAGUUUGAGGAUAACCCUGGUGAUUUACCCGAUGAUGCCACAAAAGGAGAUAGCAAUGUAAAUUCUCAACAGGACAACAACAACAAUAAUAAUAAUCCGAAAGAGGACGAUGAAACGACAAACGAAAGUGAAAAAGAGACAAAGCAAGAUGAACAAGAAAACAAUGAAUAUGGUAAAGAAUCGAAAUACGGAGUCGAUUCACAGUUAGAAAAGGUGGAAAGUGAGGGUAAAAACGACAAAACCGAUGCUCCAAAAACUGAGGUAUUGCCUUCUGGGGCCGAGUCAGAGCUUUUGAGUGAAACAUCGGUUAAAAACGGGUCAUUUUCAACUCAAGCAUCAGAGUCAAGUAAAGAAAAGGAAGGGCAGAAGUCGGUAAAACCUGAGAAUAACAAAGGGUAUAACUGGAAACUUUGCAAUGUUACGGCUGGGCCAGAUUAUAUUCCGUGCCUUGAUAAUUUGCAAGCUAUUCGGAGCCUUAGGACCACUAAGCAUUAUGAACAUAGGGAACGACACUGUCCUGAGAACCCUCCUACUUGUCUUGUUCCUUUGCCUGAAGGAUACCAACGCCCGAUUAAGUGGCCUACAAGCAGAGAAAAGAUAUGGUACCAUAACGUUCCUCACACAAAGCUGGCAGUGCUUAAGGGGCACCAAAACUGGGUUAAAGUUGAUGGCGAAUAUCUAACAUUCCCUGGUGGUGGAACUCAGUUUAAGCACGGUGCCCUCCAUUACAUCGAUUUCAUACAAGAAAAUGUGCCUGAGAUUGCAUGGGGAAAGCGGUCACGUGUAGUAUUAGACGUUGGAUGUGGGGUGGCUAGCUUCGGAGGAUUUCUGUUUGAUAGAGAUGUGUUGGCAAUGUCUCUUGCUCCUAAAGACGAACAUGAAGCUCAGGUUCAGUUUGCACUCGAAAGAGGAAUUCCCGCCAUUUCUGCUGUCAUGGGCACACAAAGACUUACUUUUCCAGCUAGAGUAUUCGAUGUUGUUCAUUGUGCACGUUGCAGAGUUCCUUGGCAUAUUGAAGGUGGUAAGCUUCUUCUAGAGCUGAAUCGUCUAUUGCGACCUGGUGGCUAUUUUGUGUGGUCUGCUACUCCUAUCUAUCAGAAAAAUCCCGAAGAUGUUGGAAUUUGGGACGCAAUGAAAAAGUUGACCAAGUCAAUGUGCUGGGAAGUUCAGGCAGUCGGGAAGGAUAAGGUUAAUAAAGUAGGUGUGGCUGUUUAUCGUAAACCAAUGUCUAAUGAAUGCUAUGAAGGACGACAACAAAACGAGCCUCCGAUGUGUAAUGAAUCUGAUGAUCCAAAUGCUGCUUGGAAAGUACCUUUGCAGACAUGCAUGCACAAGGUACCGGUUGCUGCACAGGUGCGUGGGUCCCAGUGGCCUGAACAAUGGCCAUCAAGGGUGGAAAAAGUACCUUACUGGUUGUUAUCUUCACAAGUUGGUGUGUAUGGAAAACCUGCACCCGAUGAUUUCUCUGCAGACUUUGAACACUGGAAACGCGUGGUCAACAAGUCUUAUAAGAGUGGUCUCGGGAUUGACUGGUCAACUGUGAGGAAUGUCAUGGACAUGAGAGCUAUCUAUGGAGGAUUUGCAGCUGCUUUAAAAGACAUGAAUAUUUGGGUGAUGAACAUUGUAUCGGUUGAUUCUCCAGAUACGCUACCAAUAAUAUACGAACGGGGCUUAUUUGGAAUAUAUCAUGACUGGUGUGAAUCGUUCAGCACAUACCCAAGAUCUUAUGAUCUUCUUCACGCAGACCAUUUAUUCUCCAAGAUAAAAAACAAAUGUAAUAUGACGGCUUUGGUUGCGGAGGUAGAUCGAAUACUGAGACCGGAAGGGAAACUUAUUAUUCGGGACACGGUAGAUAUUACAAAUGAGGUUGAAAACAUGGCGAGAUCCAUGAAUUGGGAAGUGAGGUUAACUUACUCUAAAGACAAGGAAGGAUUAUUAUGUGUCCAAAAGAGCAUGUGGCGGCCGACUGAGUUAGAAACAAUCCCGUAUGCCAUUGCUUAAAUCGUUUGCACGUGGUCAGUGUUUCGACUUAGGUAAGAGGUUGCUCGUGGUUAGGGCUUGGUUUGAUUUUAGGACAUGCUAUAUUAUGUUUAUGUUGGAAAAUGAAUGUAUUCUUGCUAGUGAGGAGGCAUUAAUAUCAGAAAAACAGGAUAUGGAAAUUUUGAAUGUAUUUUUGGCUUGGGUUUAAAUGAAUCAAUUAUUAAUCUUUGAUCA